This is a messenger RNA of Magnusiomyces paraingens, 1920 nucleotides long. RefSeq lists its product as uncharacterized. The record is from RefSeq and is a predicted model, not a curated record. Gene Ontology annotation, cellular component: nucleus. The transcript is spliced from 2 exons. Lineage: Eukaryota; Fungi; Ascomycota; Dipodascomycetes; Dipodascales; Dipodascaceae. Gene Ontology annotation, biological process: double-strand break repair. The coding region runs from base 1 to 1920 and encodes 639 amino acids.
AUGUCAUCUCAAAAUCCAUAUUUAAAUCUCAGAAAUGCCUCCAAGGCAAAUUCCACUUUAUCACAAACAAGUGCCAGUGAUCCCACGGUACAAGACCAUCCACCGCGCUGGAACAGACUACAAGCUGCCGGAUUCCAAAACUUACUCUACCGAUUGGAUUUCGAGGAAAACAGUCCUAACGUGUAUACACUUUUUGUAACUAACAUGGCCCAAGUAUGGUUUGAAGAACGAGUUAUUGGAACAGUGAAUCAAACUUAUCUUGACUCCAAUAGAAAACGAUUAAUUGCCAUUAUCAAGAAACUCUCACAAGUCCUGGAUCCAACAUCCCCUAAUGUCAACAGAUCUCUACGAGUUUCCCCGACAUCUAAUGACCAAAAUGAACAUCAUAAACAAUUCUCAACCCAUUUAGGCAUGGCCAACCACCAGCUGGAACUGGCAGUGGCCCAAAUACCACAAAUACCACAACUACCACAACAACCUACAAACAUUCAACGCAAGUCCUCAUACUCUCAACAAUCCCAAUCAUUAUCACAGUCCCAGAAUACAUCUUCUGUACCUCCAGUAAACCAGUCGUUCGAAUGGACUUUCACACUUACACCCAUGAGUUCUACUGAUCCUAGGCGUCUACUUCUUCUGCAAUCCCUGAUUCUGGGGCUCAUGGGAGUCGUCGAUACUUUGUUUCUGCAACAGCGCGAACUGUACGAUACUAUUCAUCGUAAAGAUCUUUUGCUUACUGAUCUGCUUGAAGCUUACGGUAAUAGCAACUACAAACCUAAGCGGCACGCGGCUGAUCUUACCCGAUUCCAGGCAGACGACUGGGCCCGAGACUGGAUCGCACGUACGUACAAUGGCAAAGACGAGCUGUGUAAUGUGGUGAGACGAGCUGUGGACACUGCGCAACCGUUAUGGGGGAUGCAUGCAUUGGGCAAGCACUGGCAAGGAUCAGUUUCUAUUAUUAAUACAGAAGAAGGAUUUACAACAACAACUACUAAUACUACUACUACUACUACUACUACACAACAGCUCCAAGUGCAACGGCCAGUAUCUACAAGUGAAGAAAGUUUCUUUGACAGCUGCGACGAAUCGUUCCGGUUGCUCAUCAGUGCCGACGAUAAAAAACAGGAAAGCAUGGUAGGGGCCAGUAGAACCGAGUCUUCAGCAACCAAUUCACGUAAACGCAAAAGGAAAGAGAAAGAACAAAAACAAAAACAAAAACAAAAACAAAAACAAAAACAAAAACAAGAACAAGAGCAAGAGCAAGAGCAAGAGCAACUUGUAGUGAUUGACUGUUCGAGUGGAAGCGAAACAGAAGACUCGUUUGAACAAGCCAAGAAACAAAAACUAGAAGGAGAAGAAGAGGUCUUGCCUCCAAGCGAACCACCAGAUUUUGCUCUUCCAUUUUCGCAAACAAACUACCAGUACGAAUCGCAAGAUAGUAUGUUCCCCAUAUUUUCCUCACAAGGAUUUUACAGCGAAGAUGCUUCCAACAGUAACUACCAUUUCUACCCACCAGCUGAACAACAAACCCAACCUCACACUUCUCCUCCACGAGGUCCUGGUAAACCUUUGGGCCUUAUAACUCACCGAUCAAGCUUACCUGUGGUUCAAACAUCCGGAAGCCCGUCGCCAACUAAGAUUGGUGGGUUAAGGAAAAUGGGGACAGGUAUAGUUCGACGGAUCUCCCAUCCUAGCGAGACGACACAUAAUCUUCAAGAGAAAUUGGCAGCCACUGCAAAAGACCCACAGUCACGCAGUACAUCUCCGUUGGAAGAGUAUCCGGUUAUUAACAAAAGCAAAGGUAAAAACAAAAGCAGGGCGGUUGAAGUUGAAGUUGAACAAGUAGAGAAGCAGCAGCGAGAAAAACUAGAAAAAGAGUUUCGAAACAAACGUGCAAGAGCUAGUCGCAAGUCCAGGUUUUAA